Mollisia scopiformis is the source of this 922-nucleotide messenger RNA. Its product is annotated as vacuolar transporter chaperone 1. The record is from RefSeq and is a predicted model, not a curated record. The transcript is spliced from 2 exons. Lineage: Eukaryota; Fungi; Ascomycota; Leotiomycetes; Helotiales; Mollisiaceae. Bases 301 to 681 code for a protein of 126 amino acids. Gene Ontology annotation, cellular component: fungal-type vacuole membrane; vacuolar transporter chaperone complex.
UCAAAACCUAAAGAGUCCAGCCUAUGAUAUCACGUAGAUAGAGCACGUUUCUUCCCCACCUUGUCUCUGUUCAGCAGACAAAAGCUUUCAGUGAACCCUGGGAAGCUGACUUUAAAACCUUCGAUUUCUGCUUCUCAAAAUCUGCCCCUCCAUACCGAUAGAGCCUCAGAAGCUUGCAUCCAAACUCACAAGCUUUCUAAACUUCACAAAAGUCAAUUGCGAGCUCAGAACUUCGAGUCAUAUCAGCCAAUCGUCGACCACAGGGAUCCAAACCAUCCUUGCAUACCAACCCUUCUCAAGAUGUCCAGCCAACCUCUUCUUCAGACAGCACCAGGCAAGCGAAUUGCUCUUCCAACUCGAGUCGAGCCCAAAGUCUUCUUCGCAAACGAGAGAACCUUCCUGUCAUGGCUCAACUUCAGCGUCAUUAUCGGUGCACUAUCAGUUGGCAUGCUGAAUUUCAGUGAUAAGAUCGGCUACAUCUCAGCAUGCGUGUUUGGAUUAGUUGCCAUCUUCUGCGGGGCAUAUGCAUUAUAUACCUACCACUGGAGAGCGAAAUCAAUUAGACAGAGGGGACAAGCAGGAUUCGACGAUAAAUUUGGCCCAACCUUCCUCGCUGUCUGCCUACUGGGAGCCAUCAUCUUCAAUUUCAUCAUCCGAGGUGUUAUGUUGUAUAGAGAUUAACGGACACAUACGAUUAUGGGAUUAUGGAUGUACUUGUACAUGUGCUGCGAGAACGAAGAUGCAAGUGGAGGAAACUUGUACAUGGAGUGCAUUGAAAAAGCGAGCUUGGAUUAUGAGAUUGUGUAUAGGAGGGUGGUUGAAGGCAACCAUUUGGCGUUUGGGCCAGGGAAUAAUGAAAUGACCAAAGACUGUCACCAUAGCUUUUUAUGAAGUAUAUCUUUCAUGAGAGCCCAAAUGGACC